UAACAGCGAGAAGCUCAUCGCUGCAGAGCCGCUGCUCUUAAACUCCACGAGUUCAGCAUCGACGCGUGUGGAAACUCGACUUUAAAAUUAAACAUUUAAAGCGUUUUAAGUGUCGGAAUGGAGGUGAUCGAGUCCGUAGUCACGGAAAACACCGAGGGCGGAAAUUCAGCCAACACAGUUUCAACGCUGGACACCGAAAAGUCCAAAACAGAGUUUGUGUGGACGUUACAGGCCACGUGGCAUUUGGUCCACGUUCGUCUGGACAUGGAGUCGGAGUUCGAUCAGCCGCUGUGUAAGAAGAAGAGGCUGUGGGAGCACGUGGCCGAGCGAGUGACUGCGAGGUUAAGAGCCGAUGGCUACACAGACAUCCCGGCCCGAGCCUUCGAAUGCGACCUGAAGUGGAGGAACAUGUUGGCAACAUACAGGAAGAACGUAGAACGUGCUCGGUGUCUCGGCACGCAUGCUGUGCACUGGGAGUUCUUCAGGGCCAUGCAUGAGGUUCUCGGCCGCAGCUAUGAGGAGAUCGAGGCUCGGCGCAAAGCCAAGCUGAACAACACCAAGCUGGGGAAGGCGAUGGCGAGUAAACGCUACACGCCCAUUCUGCCCACGCCCACCCUCAUGACCCCCACUUCCAGCCACACCCCUGCCCACCCUCCCCGGGACGUUCUGCAGCUGUACCUGGAGCUCCAGGAGCGCAAGCUGAACAUGUGGGCUCAGCAGAAAGCACUAGAGGAGAGGAAGAUUGAAGCCAUCAACAACCUGGCACGUGCCAUCAGCAGCCUGGCGCAGGACACAGCGACCACACCCCAAAACGACACCGUCUCGGACUCCCUCACUUCCCUUUCCUCACAGCAUUAAAGACUUGAACUGGGUUUUCUUUUUGUAAUCAUGACUCUGAUCCUCAUCUCCAGUAUUUUACUUCCUCAUUCAGCUGGUGUGUGAGAGAGAGAGAAAUAUAAAUUAGUGAAAUAU
Neoarius graeffei (lesser salmon catfish) is the source of this 972-nucleotide messenger RNA. RefSeq lists its product as uncharacterized. The transcript has 2 exons. Bases 118 to 858 code for a protein of 246 amino acids. Lineage: Eukaryota; Metazoa; Chordata; Actinopteri; Siluriformes; Ariidae. The record is from RefSeq and is a predicted model, not a curated record.